AUGACCUCUGAAAAUUCCAGUUCCAAAGGCCAAGCAUGGUUCUGCACUACAGGAUUACCAAGUGAUGUUAAAAUCGAAGUAGAUGACAUGACUUUCCAUCUGCACAAGUUUCCUCUGAUGUCAAAAAGUAGAAAGCUUCACGAGCUGAUAACAGAACAAGAGAAGAACCCAACAAGUAGAAUCACUAGAAUCCAAACCGCCUCUGAAACAAACCAGGGAAUUGAAAAUGACAAUGAGGAGAAAGAAAUCCAUGAAGAAGACGAGGAGUUUCUUAUCAUACUCCCGGAUUUUCCGGGCGGCUCUGAAUCUUUCGAGACAGCCGCGAAAUUCUGUUACGGUGUAAAAACUGAUGUUUCCGCCUCCAACGUGGCUGCCCUCCGCUGCGCUGGAGAAUACUUGGAAAUGACUGAAGAGUACUCUGAAGAGAACCUCAUUUCCAAGACAGAGAGGUUUCUUACUCACUCAGUACUUAAAAAUAUCAAAAACUGUAUCAAGACUUUAACCUCCUGUGAAGGUCUUCUGCCUUUGGCAGAAAACCUGGGCAUUGUUCAGAGAUGUAUUGAUGCAAUUGCUUCCAAAGCUGCAUCUUCAGAUCCGUCAUUGUUUGGAUGGCCAGUGAAUGACGGAGCUGGAAACAGCAAAGGCGAGAAUGAAAGGAGAAAAGUUGCUAAUGCUACGAGAGGAGGAACUGGAAUGGAUUCAUGGUUAAAUGAGCUUGGACUAUUGAGUUUGCCAUUCUUCAAAAGAUUGAUUUUCGCCAUGAAAGCUCUAAAUCUAAGGGCGGAGAUCAUAGAGAGCUGUUUGAUUUACUAUGCCAAGAAAUACAUUCCUGGUAUUUCGCGAACAAGCCGGAAGCCCUCGUCCUCUAAUGUACCCUCGGAGAAUGACCAGAGAGAGCUCUUGGAAACCGUAAUUGCUAAUCUUCCUGUAGAGAAAAGUUCGAAUUCAACUUCGAAUUCGAUGAGAAUUUUAUUUGGAUUAUUACGAACUGCGAAUAUAUUGAAUGCUUCAGAAGUUUGUAGAGCAGCACUGGAGAAGAAAAUUGGAUCCCAAUUAGAGCAAGCAACUUUGGACGAUCUGCUCAUUCCGAGUUAUUCAUAUUUGAACGAAACAUUAUACGAUGUUGAUUGUGUGGAAAGAAUUUUAAGAUAUUUUCUUGAAGAUUUAGAGGACGGAUCUGCGAAUAGAAUUGAAGGCGAAGAAAGAUCUACGGCAUUGAUCUUAGUUGGAAAAUUGAUUGACGGUUACUUAUCGGAAAUCGCAUCUGAUGCUAAUUUGAAGCAAGAAAAAUUCUUCGAUCUCGCCAUUGCUUUGCCUGACCAUGCCAGACUCUUCGAUGACGGCCUUUAUCGCGCCGUUGAUGUUUAUCUCAAGGCACAUCCAUGGAUACCAGAGGCAGAUAGAGAGAAGAUUUGCGGAGUUUUGGAUUGCCAGAAGCUAACAUUAGAGGCGUGUACUCACGCCGCCCAAAACGAGCGGCUUCCACUUAGAGCAGUGGUUCAGGUGCUAUUUUUCGAGCAGCUUCAGCUCCGGCACGCCAUCACCGGUGGUUUCCUGGAGGCUGAAGCCGGUCUAACGGAGGCGGCCAACGGAGGAGGAGAAGAAGAGGAAGCGGUUGUAGUAGCACGCGCCCAAGAGGGGGGCAGCACGUGGGGGGCGGCCGUCAGGGAGAAUCAGGUGCUGCGUCUCGACAUGGAUAGCAUGCGGACGCGGGUGCACGAAUUGGAGCAGGAGUGCUCCACCAUGAAAAAAGCUAUUGAGAAAAUUGACAAGACAGAUUCUAGUGGACACGUGGAGAGAGGUGGUUGGAGGACUUCGCUCACACGGAGGUUCGGGUGCAAAUUCAAGACCCAAGUGUGUGACUCCCAUGAGCCGGCGGUGAAUGAGGCCAGAAAAGGCCGCAGCCACCGCCACCGCCACCGUCAGUAG
Fraxinus pennsylvanica is the source of this 1929-nucleotide messenger RNA. The record is from the annotation of a GenBank genome assembly. Lineage: Eukaryota; Viridiplantae; Streptophyta; Magnoliopsida; Lamiales; Oleaceae.